This is a messenger RNA of Entrophospora candida, 1188 nucleotides long. NCBI's taxonomy places the organism in Eukaryota, Fungi, Glomeromycota, Glomeromycetes, Entrophosporales, Entrophosporaceae. The record is from the annotation of a GenBank genome assembly.
AUGGUUUCAGAUUUUCUUUCAAAUACAACACAAACAAAUGCUGAUAAAGACAAUGGUGGAGGCUCUUCCGACAACUUUGCACAUGGUGAAAUAAUUCGUAUAGUCGCAGGACUUUUUGCUGUUACUGCAACUUUGUUGUCAACGAUGUCUAUUUGGUCGCAUUUAAAAAACUAUAGAAAACCAGCAUUACAACGAUAUGUGGUGCGAAUUAUAAUAAUGGUACCUAUUUAUGCUAUAUCAUCAUGGAUUAGUUUAACAUCAACGAAUGCGGCAUUCUACGUUGAUGCUAUAAGAGAUAUUUACGAGGAUGAUUUGAAACCUUACAGACCAAUACCAAAAUUCCUUUCUACAACUGACUCGGCCGAGAGUAUUUCUGUAUCAAUUCAAGAUUUUUUAAUAACGUUUGAAAUGGUUAUGGGAUCAGUAGCGCAUUGGUAUGCAUUUUCAUUCAAAGAUUAUAUUGAUCCUAACUAUAGAUCAGGUCGUAUGCCAAUCAGAUAUGCAUUUAAAGAUUGUAUGGGAUUCAAAGAUGUUCUUGAAGACACAUUAGAAACAAUCAGAGGCUCGAGAUUCAAUUAUAGAACAUUUGAACCAGCAGAAGGCAUGGCAUAUAUAGGCCCUAGUCGGACAGCAAGAAUUAUGGCCGGAUUAAGAUUUACGGGUGGUGGGUCAGGAAAAUAUUGGUUGCCUGGACCUAAUAACUCACGUUCAUCAUUAUCUUCAGAAAGAGCGGACGACGAUGAUAAAAAUAGUUUAAAUUUUCCAGAUCCAACGCCAGACGAUGAAGUUGAAACAAUGUAUGAUUAUAGUAGAAAGUUGGGUAGAUUUGGUGAUUACAAUUUUCCAAAUAAGAAAGGUAAAGCAAGAGCAAAAGAUAUUUUCAAUAACAACGAUGAUGAUAAUGAAGAAUAUGAUUUCUUUGAAGAUGAUGAGCUUAUAAAUAAUCGUAUUAGAAAUGGGUCUUCAAGCAAAAAUCGACAAUUAAGUGAUCCGAAUGUUUCACCUUAUAGAAUAGGAUGCAUUGAUUUGGUAAGAGAAAUACCUAAUAUAGAAGAUGAUGAUGAUGACGAAACAGAUGAAACAGAUGAAUUUGAUCCUCUUGGAACAAAUCGUACUAGACAUUUGAGUAAUUCAUUAAAGUCUUUAGAAAAAAAUAUUUGGAAAGAAGACGAUUAUUUCAAUUUAUAA